This is a messenger RNA of Rhagoletis pomonella (apple maggot), 4689 nucleotides long. RefSeq names its product neurexin-4. The transcript has 14 exons. Bases 431 to 4258 code for a protein of 1275 amino acids. The record is from RefSeq and is a predicted model, not a curated record. NCBI's taxonomy places the organism in Eukaryota, Metazoa, Arthropoda, Insecta, Diptera, Tephritidae.
UAUUCUCAUUCUCUUGAUUUUAAAUUCGAUUCGACCGAGCAGCAAGGAGCAGCGAUAUUUUUCUGAAGCGGCGUGACGGUGGCUUUUUUUUAAUUUAAUACAUUUCACUGGAAAAUAAAUCUUUGUAUAAACAGUGAUUUUUAAAAAGAAAUAAGUGGACAAUUUUUUUCCGGAAUACUUUCCUGGUGUGUAAAACACCUGAAAGUCAUCAGUGCGCGAGUGUUGUAAGAGGCGCUGGUGUACCUGGCUAGCGCUCCCUGUGGCAGUAGAAGCUCAAAUUUGCUGCCAACCAGCCAAAAUUUGUGUAGGCUGGAUUAUUUGAGUGGACACCAAACAAGUGCAAUUAUUUCUACAUGCAUUUACAAGUGUACUAAUUGUGUUUUUAACUCAUUUAAUCAAAAUACUUAAUUUAUAUAGUACAAAAGCAAAAAUGAAUGCUUCUGAAUUGACGACUGCGCUGCUGUGCUGUGGAAUUUUUUUCAUCAGCUUAACCAUACGGAGUGCGUCUGCAGAUUCAUAUAGUGACUACUUCUCUGAUUAUGAUUGCAAUCAGCCACUUAUGGAGCAUGCCGUCCUGACGGCCACUUCAUCAUUGAACGAUCGUGGACCCGAGAAGGCACGCCUUAACGCCGGUACUUCUUGGUCCGCUAAAAAUUCCGAUUUUGAUCAGCGACUUAUCAUCGAUUUGGGUUAUGUAAGAAAUGUGACACACAUCGCGCUGCAAGGACGACCGCACAGCGAUGAAUUUGUCACUGAGUAUACCAUUAGUUAUGGCAUAACAGACCUGGAAUUCGCCGAUUACAAAGAACCAGGUGGCAACAUAAAGAUGUUCAAGGGCAAUUCCGAUGGCAAUUCCAUACACUAUAAUGUUUUCGAGGUGCCUAUCAUUGCUCAAUGGGUGCGCAUCAAUCCAACACGCUGGCACGAUCGGAUCUCGAUGCGUGUUGAACUCUAUGGCUGCGAUUAUGUCGCUGAAAAUUUAUACUUCAAUGGCACCGGUUUGGUCACUUAUGAUCUGCAAUAUGAGCCGGUUGCUUCCACACGCGAGUCAAUACGUUUCCGCUUCAAAACCGCAUUCGCCAAUGGCGUGCUCAUGUAUUCACGCGGCACACAGGGCGACUAUUUCGCCUUGCAAUUGAAGGAUAAUAAAAUGAUAUUGAAUUUGGAUUUGGGCAGCAGUUUGAUGACUUCGCUUUCGGUUGGCAGUUUGUUGGAUGAUAAUGUUUGGCAUGAUGUGGUGAUAUCACGCAAUCGACGCGAUAUCAUCUUCUCUGUGGAUCGUGUUAUUGUGCGUGGGCGCAUUAAGGGCGAGUUUACGCGGCUGAAUUUGAAUCGUGCGCUGUACUUAGGUGGCGUACCCAAUGUCCAGGAAGGUAUUAUGGUGACGCAGAAUUUCACUGGCUGCAUGGAGAACUUGUUCAUCAACUCUACAAAUUUCGUGCGUGCGAUGAAGGAUAGCUUCGAGUAUGGUGAUGCAUAUCGCUAUACCAAAUACCACACCGUUUAUGCCUGCCCAUCGCCACCUAUUUACCCAGUCACUUUCACCACGCGCGCCUCCUAUGUGCGCAUAAAAGGCUAUGAGGGACAAAACUCAAUGAAUGUCUCUUUCUACUUCCGCACGUACGAGGACAGGGGUGUAAUGCUGCAUCAUGAGUUUGCCUCAGGUGGCUACAUCCGCGUAUUUUUGGAAUAUGGAAAAGUAAAACUGGAUAUGAAACUUGCCGAUAAGCCACGCAUUAUACUGGACAAUUAUGAUGAACAGUUCAACGAUGGAAAAUGGCAUUCGUUCGUAUUGACAAUUGCGCGCAAUCGCUUGGUGCUCGAUAUCGAUCAACGUCCCAUGACGACCACGAAGAAUAUACAAAUCUCCACCGGAAAAGUUUACUACAUCGCGGGCGGUGUAGAUAAAAAUGGCUUCGUGGGUUGCAUGCGUCUGAUAUUGGUUGAUGGAAAUUACAAAUUACCAAAGGAUUGGGUGCAAGGGGAAGAGGUGUGUUGUGGCGAUGAGGUGGUAGUGGAUGCCUGUCAAAUGAUUGAUCGUUGCAAUCCAAAUCCAUGCCAACAUAGUGGUGUUUGCCACCAGAAUUCAAUGGAAUUCUUCUGUGAUUGUGCCAGUACAGGCUAUGCGGGCGCAGUUUGUCAUACUUCGAAUAAUCCUUUGUCAUGCCAAGCUUACAAGAACGUUGGUCAUGUGCACCAGCGCGUCAAUUUGAAAAUCGAUGUUGAUGGCAGUGGGCCAUUGGAACCGUUCCCUGUUACUUGCGAAUUCUAUUCUGAUGGACGCGUUAUAACAACACUCAGUCACAGCCAAGAGCAUACAACAACUGUGGAUGGCUUCCAGGAGCCUGGCUCAUUCGAACAAAAUAUCAUCUAUGAUGCAAAUAUGCUACAAAUUGAAGCUUUGCUCAAUCGUUCACACACAUGCUGGCAGCGAUUGAGUUACUCCUGCCGUUCGUCGCGCCUCUUCAAUUCACCUUCUGAAGCUGGUAAUUUCCGUCCAUUCUCCUGGUGGGUAUCGCGUCACAAUCAACCGAUGGACUACUGGGCUGGCGCAUUGCCUGGCUCCCGUAAAUGUGAAUGUGGCAUACUCGGCAAGUGUCACGACCCAACAAAGUGGUGCAAUUGCGAUUCUAAUAGUCUUGAGUGGACUGAGGAUGGUGGCGAUAUACGCGAGAAGGAGCACUUGCCAGUACGUGCAGUGAAGUUCGGUGAUACUGGCACGCCGCUUGAUGAGAAACAGGGACGUUACACCCUGGGUCCGCUGCGUUGUGAGGGUGAUGACCUCUUCACCAACGUUGUGACAUUCCGCAUUGCAGAUGCCACCAUCAACUUGCCGCCGUUCGAUAUGGGCCAUUCCGGUGAUAUAUAUUUGGAAUUCAGGACGACGCAAGAGAAUGCUGUACUCUUCCACGCGACUGGACCGACCGAUUAUAUAAAAUUGAGUAUAAAUGGCGGCAAUAAGUUGCAGUUCCAAUAUCAAGCAGGCAGCGGGCCACUUGGCGUGAAUGUUGGCACAAGCUAUCACUUAAAUGACAAUGAGUGGCACACUGUGAGUGUGGAACGCAAUCGCAAGGAAGCGCGUCUCGUUGUUGAUGGUUCCAUCAAAGCGGAGGUACGUGAGCCGCCAGGUCCCGUACGCGCCUUGCAUCUCACCUCAGAUUUAGUUAUUGGCGCCACCACCGAGUAUCGUGACGGCUAUGUGGGCUGCAUACGUGCCUUAUUACUCAAUGGAAAAAUGGUAGAUCUGAAGCAAUAUGCGCUGCGUGGUCUGUAUGGCGUGAGCGCCGAUUGUGUGGGCCGCUGCGAGUCCAGUCCAUGUCUGAACAAUGGUACAUGCAUAGAACGCUAUGAUGGCUACUCGUGCGAUUGCCGUUGGAGUGCAUUUAAGGGACCUAUUUGUGCAGAUGAAAUUGGCGUUAACUUGCGCACUAGCUCCAUCAUUCGCUACGAGUUCGAGGGCUCUUUCCGUUCGACAAUUGCAGAAAAUAUACGCGUUGGCUUCACAACUACCAUACCCAAAGGUUUCUUACUCGGUUUCUCCUCGAAUCUGACAGGCGAAUAUUUGACCAUUCAAAUAUCGAACUCAGGUCAUUUGCGUUGUGUAUUCGAUUUUGGUUUUGAGCGGCAGGAAAUUAUAUUCCCCAAAAAACAUUUCGGCUUGGGACAAUACCACGAUGUGCGCUUCUCGCGUAAAAACAGCGGCUCGACAGUCGUCCUUACGGUGGACAAUUACGAGCCAGUCGAGUACAACUUCGACAUAAAAGCGAGUGCGGAUGCACAAUUCAAUAAUAUACAAUAUAUGUACAUCGGUAAAAAUGAAUCGAUGACAGAUGGUUUCGUCGGUUGUGUGUCACGAGUGCAGUUCGAUGAUAUUUAUCCAUUGAAAUUGAUGUUCCAACAGAAUCCGCCAGCAAAUGUGAAAUCAUUAGGAACUCAAUUGACCGAAGACUUUUGCGGCGUGGAGCCGGUCACACAUCCGCCCAUCGAAGAUGAAACUCGCCCUCCACCGCUGGUCGACGAAGAUAAAUUGCGCAAGGCAUAUGGUGGUUUUUCCAUUAUACUUGGUUUUAUAUUGGCUAUACUACUUUUGCUACUGUUGCUUAUGCUAUUCCUGAUUGGCCGCUACGUGCACCGUCAUAAAGGUGACUACCUAACGCAUGAAGACGAAGGCGCCGUCAAUGCUGACGAUCCCGAUGAAGCAGUGUUGCAUUCAAGAACUGGUCAUCAAGUUACAAAGCGAAAAGAAUGGUUCAUAUAGUUCGGUAUGCAGCAUGCAGGCAAUUGGAGCGCAUAGUCAUCAUCGCAAAAGCUAUAGCUCUCUAUACAGUCUGCUGCAACUUUACAUUUUAGCAACUACAACGCUCGCAUGCGUACGCACCCACACACAUACACACACGAAUAAGAAGUUGUUGAAUUCUUUUAAAAUCACAAAUCGAAGUAGAGUAUCGUAAAAUAUUAUAUAUAUAUUUUACAUACAUAUUUACAAAUACAUAUAUUGAUUGUAUUAAGCAUUACGCGGAUGAGGACGACGUGGACAUUGGAAAAAAAAAACGAGAAAAAUUAAGGGGGAAACGCAAACGAAACUGAAAACGAACAAAGAAGCGCUGACAUUUUUUAAAAUUAAAAUCGCAUUAGAAGAAACUAUGAAAGGAAUUGUGAAGCGAAACUUUUAAAGGAUGAAAAAAAAAA